CAUCUUCGAACGGAUGCAAAGGCACGCGUCCGGGUCACCCAUGGCGUAACCGGAAGCCCAGCGUCGUUCCCCGCGGAAGUGCAGGGUGCAACGCGUGUUUUUGGAACGCUUCCGUUGCACCGAAGACUCUGGUUGCGCCGGUGAAGUGUUUCUCCAAGGGCACACGGGCGGGUGUGCUCGCGGCGCGCCGCUGUGGUAAAGACUUAAGAUGCUGGCCGGAUAGCGGGAGGCGCCGGAAUGCUCUCGCCCAACGCGGAUGACGACGCCUCGGGCCGGGGUCCCGUUCGAUGGAGGAGAAGGCCGUCAGCUCUGCUGUUGGCGUGGAUUACGUUCCUUCUACAGAAUCGACAAGCAGCAUCCCUCGAGCCGGUGCGGCUGCAGCCCCUGCACUUCCUUCGUUCGGUGGCGGCCGGGGACAACGUGCAAACCAUGUGCGCCGUGCAGAGCGGCGACGAGGUGGACUUCUCGUGGCGCAAGGACGGCCAGCCCCUGUCGGCCAGCGGCCACCGGUUGGUCAUACACUCGCUGCCCACCACCUCCAUACUGCUCAUCAAGAACGCCACCGUGUUCGACGCCGGAAACUACACCUGCGUCGGCCGCAACGCGCUCGGCCAGGACAGCGUCACCGCGCAGCUCAGGGUCGAAGGCCAACCGCACUGGCUCAAGGAACCGCCGAAAGAAGUCGUCGUGGGGCUCGGCGACGUGGCAACCCUUCGCUGUGACGUCAUAAGCUUCCCCCACGCGAGGGUCACGUGGUUCAGAAUAGACGAAGAUGCUGUGGAAGUGCCACCAGGUCCUCGAUGGCAGGGCUCCAGCGAGUCGAGCAUCGAGCUCAGCAGCGUGUCCAGACAAGACGUGGGCACGUACCGUUGCCGAGCCGACAACGGACUCGGCCAGGUUUCGGCCGAUAUCGAGCUCGUGGUCCGGGUGCCUGCCCGCUUCGAGCAGAAGUUUAGCGUGGAGAGCGUGCGGCGCGGCGACACGGCCAUCCUGCGCUGCGAGGCGCUCGGAGACAGCCCCAUGGGUGUCACCUGGCAUCGGAACGAGGACCCGCUGCCACUGGACUCGCCAAGGCUGCAGGUGUUCGAGAGCGUGACCGACCGCGGCACGGCCUCCGAGCUGCACGUGCAGGGCGCCGAGCGGUCGGACAACGGCCUCUUCAGCUGCCUCGCCAAGAACGGAUUCGGCACGGACAGGCGAAGUAUCAAGCUGGUCGUCCUCGAGGUACCGUCAGCGCCGUUCGAUGUCAAAGUCGAACAGACUUGGAGUCGUUCCGCCAGUGUCCGAUGGAACGCCCCGUACAGCGGCAACAGUCCCGUAUCCAAGUACAUUGUGCAGUACUGGAAGGACCACGGCGCUGCCCACAGGUUAGAAGAGGCCAUCGUCGUGGCGCCACAAACGUCGACCCUUCUGCGAGAUCUGCAACCGGGAACGUCGUACAUCGUCCGAGUGUUGGCCGAGAACACCGUUGGGAGGGGAUCUCCGUCGGAGAGCCAGAAGUUCCAGACUAAAGAAGAAGAACCAAGCGGCGCUCCUACUGACGUCGCGGCCGAGUCUAGAGGACCAACUCUUCUUCGCAUCAAAUGGAAGGCGCCACCCAAGGAGCAGUGGAACGGUCACCUUAUGGGCUACUACAUCGGCUACCGUAGCCGCGCCUCGGAGGAACCGUACAGCUACCAGUCGAUGCUGGUCACCGACCAACCCGAAGAAGAGCACCUUCUGUCGGGUCUCAAGAGGGCCACAGAGUACAGCAUCGUAGUCAAGGCGUACAACGCUGCCGGCUCGGGACCAGACUCGCAGGAGGUCUUCGCCAGGACAGCGGAUUCUGAGCCACCACUGCCGCCACGCCUUUGGCUCGAGUCCCACGACCGUUUCUUCAUCGUCGUUCACUGGCAACAGCCUCCGGGACCACCUGUCACUCACUACAUCAUGUCUUACCGGGAAGAGAACGGCCCAUGGCGCGAGCUGACAGUGCCGCAGGCGGACAACUCGAAGUACACGUUGUCCGGCCUGCGAGAAGCCACCCGCUACCAGAUCUACCUCCAGGCUGCUGGGGAGGGAUCCACAAGCGCCCCGAGUGAGACCAUCACCGUACUCACUGAAGGUGGAGCAUUAUCGGACGCGUCCAUGCCGGCCCCGCAUGGGAGCCAGAGCCGCGAACUUCCGGUCUACUUCCGGCUGUCGGUAGUGGCACCGGCAGCCGCGUCACUCACCAUCAUCGUCCUCGUCAUCGCCGGGGCCUGCCUCUUCGUGAGCCACGAGAGGCGGAAGUACAAGAACAUCAUCGUGCCCCCGAUGAAGCCCGUCAAGUCCGGCACGUACAUGAGUGGAGCCGCAAGCCUCGGGCGUCCACAGAGCCAGCGCUACGUGGACGUGGACCAGCGACUGGGCGCUCCUCGGACGCCACGGCACGCGGACGGCGAGCGGGGCGUCGGACCGCCCGGGUCGUGCCGCCCGCUUCUGGGCUCGGCCAUCCCGCAGUACCCGGCGCCGUACGCGACGCUACCGCUGCGCUGCCCGUCGGCCGACGGCCCGUCGCCCUCGCGGCUCACGCGUAACGCCAAGGGAACGUCCCUGUCCCAGGUACGUGUCCCGCAGGAGCCUUGGGACGCGCCGCGCUCAGGCGUCUGGUGCGACAUCUGGGCGUCAAUGACGCUCACCGCCGGCGGCAGUGUGCGCUUGAGAAAUUCUGGACAGGGACGGCCAGGGCAGCAGCAACAUCAUCGAGGAGGCGGCAGAGAUCCACCACUACGACAUCGCAGCCUAGAGGCGGUGACCUGUGGCGAUCUGAGUGCAAUCGAACUGAGUGUGGAAGACUGGAAGCAGAAGCAGCAGCAUCAGGGAUGGAAGGAGCAGACGACGAGAAUGGCGACAGCGCAGGACGGCGGGAAACAUGGAGGAAGCGGAGGGCGACGGCAUCAUCCCGACGUCGUCGACAAAGAGCAAUGGCGACGGAGUGAAAGGAGCGAGCGACUCCGUGGUCGAAACGCCCAAUGGCCUCGAGCUCAACUCAGCGUACAAACCGGACGCGGACCCUAGUUCCUCACAGGCCAACAACAUGGCCGUCGCUUUCGAACUGAACCUCUGAAACGACUCUUUCUUUUAUCCUCGUUGCCUGGUCCCCGUCGCUGGCCAUAGUCUCGAAGACGAACUCCUCUGUAGUGUGUGUUAAAGUACACGUGCGCGUCUCUUAACAGUGUGCGUGUUGCCCACCCGAGAACCUUUUCUUUGUUUCGAAUUGCGUGUGGUGUGCGUAUACUGAACGUGAAUUGCUCAUCGUUCGCAGGUCCGUGCUUGCGCGUAGUGGUUCUGUCCGUAUGUAGCAAGUAGGUAUACAGCUCUCGUGUUGACGUGUAGAAGAUAUCAUCACCUCUUUGACUUGUCGGCACCAAGAGAGAUACCAUUUCCCGUCUGCCACCAUCAAACCACCCCCCUCCCCAUCAUUAGUAGAACUCACCGUUUAGUUCUCGCGGUUGCCUUUACCGCAGGUUGUUCGCGGCAAAGCAUCUACCUUUAGUCAUCUAGAGCCUGUUGUGAUCAGUGGCGAGGCGCUGUUGUGAAUAUAGUGACUCCGGUCGCUGACGGGUGAUCCUGAGUAAUUUCGGAAUCUCUACGGAAAACAAGAAGCUACGCAAUGUGAAAAGAAGGCACAACACUCGAUGUUUUGUUGUGCGCAACUUUUUUUUUUCUUUGUUGUUAUCCGACGCCUGCAUAAUUUCAUCGACGGUUACUUACGCGGACUGUGUCCUUUUCCUUUUUUUUUUUUUCACCUCCGAUUUUUUCCUUACUCUUUUUUUUUUUUUCUGGCGCAUUGCGAAAUGACAGUUUGCUUUGCCUUUGUUACGUUGAUAACUUGAUGAAGUACCGUGAAAUCAGGCCUCUUAUCUACCAGUCGCAAGUAGUGUUGCAGUGCCAUUGCACGAAGCCGUAGGAAACCCUUUUUUAGUUGGCCGUACCGUUCUGUUUGCCAACGUUACAAAAGGCGUACGACAACAACAACAAAAUCAAGAAGAAAAAGACAUUCCAAACAAAAUCAACACUUGGGACACCAUGAACGAGCUUUGUUGUGUUUUUUUUUCUGAUUUUCUUAUUUGUUUGUACAGACCUACUUGCAUUAUUGUUUCUUUCACAGUGAACUUGAAACCACAAGCUGAACCACGAUGGUGUCACUGAUGACACCGUGCUACAUAGAACUUCUUCUUUUUUCAUGUAGUGGCGCUGUAAUUCUGUGAUAACAAGUAGGUAUUUAUGUAAAAAGAAAGAGAGAGAAGCAUAUGUAUUGUUUGUUUUGUUGUGAAAUAAGUGUAGGUUAUUUGUACAUUUGUGAAGCGUUCUUUGUUUUCGUUGUCCAAAGAAGCCAAUCGAGUCAUGUAAAGCAUUUUUUAGACGCACGAACGUCAGUCGUCUCCCUUUCUUUUGUUUCUUUUUUUUUGUCUUUCUUCUUCCUUAGAACCACACUCGCAUAAAGUUCUGGUACGUUGCGUCAGAAACACUGCUAGUUUCACGUGGUGUCAGGUGGGCGUGUUUUGAGUUAUUGUUUGCCAUCUAGAGUACUCGGCUAAAAUGUCAUCCCCUUUGUGCUUCGAUUUGAUUACACGGUGUCGCAUAACGCAUCGCCAUUUAACGAGAGCGCAUUGUUCGUCUUGAAAGAACACCUGGAAAUUACCUUCUGUACAUAAUUAGCGCAAGGUUACACUGCCCGCACGUGUUUUAUGCACAACAUUUCGCAUGGAACUCACUAACGUACGCAGGACCUUAGGUUUUUUUUUUUGUUUCUCUCGGGAACGUGCUUUGCUCAGAGUGUAAAAGCGAUGCCCUUGUAAAAAGAUCGUAAAAACUCGGCAACACGAUCACCAUCACGUGACUCCGAUGUAUCGAUCGAAGACGCUGUGGGCAGUGUAGAAUGUGGCGUGUACGAAGCAAACAGGACUUAAUUGUCAUUGUCAGCUUUCAGUUUAACCUUCGAUGUCAUUCGGAGUGAUCGCACGCUGAGUGCCACUAUCGAUAGAGCUUGGAAGAGCUGCGAUAGUUUGCAAGCGUGGAUUAGGCUGAUCACACAAGUUAGGCGUACGAGGAAGCGCUUGAAUUUUCGUUUGUGCGGAUGUGACUCAGCUGUGUGUAACGCUCUCGCAGAGCUCUUCUACGCUCGUGACGAUGUCACCCUUUUCAUAGCUUCUUACCUGCUGUAGAAGAGUGAGUUAUCUAGGUGAUAAGAAAAAAGGAGAGUUCAAACGCAAUCUUGCGCGCGGAAUUCCUCUCUCCCUCAACUGAAUUAUGGUGCUCCGAGAUAAAACCGGGGUUGCAAGACUUUCUUUCAAACCUUAGUUAUCUCUUCUUUCUUUGAUCUUUCUUUCAUUACCUCCUCAUAACGUAUAGUCUCUUGUACAACCCCGUACCAAUGGUGCUGGGAACAUGUCGUGACACGUCGUAUGUACUGCGAACGACUGUUCCACUACCAAACAAGUUUUGUAUGUUAUUUGAGUGUUCCGUUUAUUUAUUUGCUUACUGCGAUGUUUUCAGUCCUUUCUGACGAGUAAGCUAUAUGGCGAUAGUUAAAAAGGACCGAACGGUAUUUGUAGUUAUAUCGAGUAUCUAUUAACGAGGAACCGAACGAGGCAUUGAAACGUCAGAGUAAGUUCGAGACAUUUUCCGGCUCCACAUCCUGGUCAGGCACUAUAGUGCCAACACUAUCCAAUGGCAUAUGUGGAGGAUUGCAAAGCUUUUCCAAGCAUGAAACGCUUGCCCUACAGGGAAACUUGCUCUCCUAAGUUUUGGGUGUUUGUGUGCAAGCCUACGCCAGGUUCUGCGCAUUGGACGCAUUGCUCGAUGACGGAGAAACACGAUAAAGCGAGUAGUCCCAAAUACGGAAAGGCAUGGGCUGCAAGCUGUAAUUAAGGUAGGCGCCUUUAUCCGUGGGUAUGAUGUUAAUUACUACGUCACCAUGCCUGUUUUUGAUUGAACGCUUACAAGUCAAGCGCUUUAGCAUAGCUCACACCACGCGCAUCCUUGACCGGAAAUGGCAAGAGGCAGGAUGCGUUAUCUCUAACCUCCUCCGGCCUCGUAGACGGGCUGUACUGGUGCCAUCGAUAUCUGGUCCAUCGAUUUCCGAUAUAACUCGCUUUGCCGCUCGUGAAUUGACAGAAUUCGUGCUAAUGUACACAUCGAAAUUACAGAGUGACGAUAUUCUGUUUGCCACGUGCUCGGGAUCGUGUUUCACUUAAAAGUUGUACGAGAAAACAAACCGACUUUAGGAUUCGCUAUAUAAAUGAGCGUAGAAACAAGCGCGUGUAUCAAACGAAUAAGUCGUACAGUCAUAAGUAACGCUUAACUAGUCUCACGGGCCAGAAGCGUGCGUGUGCUCUCGACUGCCUUCAAGUCAAAAGGACAUUUCACAUUCUGGUCACGUUGUCAAUAGGUAUACACUUGAUUCAGUAAUCGGUGCCCAGCGAAAAUUGGCUGGUAGACAAGAAGUACAGUGAUCAUUAUUGUGCGCGGAAUGAAUUACUGUGCACUGUUUGCGUAUCACAGAUUCGUGGCCCGCUCGCGAAUGUUGCUUUGUAAACAGUGAGAGUGUACUAUAUAAUCUGCUUCGCGAGCACAUUAGUCUUGCUGUCUCAUCGCCGCAUAGUAUGUACGCAUCACACGUGUGUAUGUAGUGUGUGUGUUACCAGCAUGUACAGACGGGGAUGACCGUUCAACGGGGUAAAGAGGGUCACGUGACACGCGAAUCCCACCUAAAAAAAAAACAGUACGCGCCAUUCAGGUGCUGUGAAGAAGGUCAGGUGUUCGACAUUCAGGUGCUGUGACCAACACCUGAAUGCCCAACAUCUGAUCUUCCCGACGUUCCCAAAGCGAGUGACGUCUGAACUGCAAGGUUGUUGCGAGUGUCCGCAUCACGGGGCGGACUAUGUUCCUUUGGGAACUACGUACGUGUCACGUGACCGACAUCUGCCCCACGCUGCCCCUAGCGGCUCCUCGCCAGGCCGCUGCGCGCCCUUUUAGUCUGGAUUACGAGGGUGGGCCGCUUACCAUUCUAGUCUAAGCCACAUACCGUCUACGAGUAAUGCAGUGUCUACACCCGUAAGUGAACGUUCUCACUGUCAGUGUAGAGUGUAUAGGCGACGGCGCGUGGCGUUUUCAAUGAGUAUAGGGAUGGAAAUGGUAUUUGCAAACGGCACGCUGACCAGGUGCACUUCGACGCGGUCGGAUCACCGUAAUUCUCCACACGACGACUUAGCAGCAACACAGAUACCGUACCUGAAAAGCUUUUUAGAUCAUAUCAGCUUUAGACUGACAGAUGCUCACUGAAGAAGGUUACGAUUGCGGAAACAGAAUGCGACGUCAGCUUUUGAUAUUGAGAAGCGAUUUCUCGGUGAAAGGAAGCUUGAGUUGGCGCACUAAAUGUGUAUCAGAAGGUGUAACGCUCUGCCAUUGCAAAUCGUGUGAAAAAAAGAAGCAUCACAUCUACAAACGCACAAGGGUUCCGCGAACAUACAUAUGUUGACCAAUUGCGUUUCAAAAUGAAAUACUGAAGUUUGUGACGCGCGUUGCACUUGCUACGGAGUUCAACUUCACUGAGGCGAGAUACACACAACUGUGAAGGCAUUAAAUCCAUCACCCAAGAACUGGCUUCUCUAAUCAAAACAAUCUAGUAUAUGGAUAACAAUAACGCGCAUAACUUUCGUUUUUUCUAACGGACGGAGAGGGUAUAGGUGACUGUGUAAAUGCAAUGGCGUACUCUGCAAAAGACCACUUCGUGUCUGUUUUGCUGAAUGUAUAUGCUUGGAAAUCGAACGUGAUGUUUGUGUGUGUGCACCCGACCCCCCCCCCCCCCCCCCUUUCACCCUAGAACCAAACACCAGAAAUAACUUUCCACGUUCUAGGACAAAGCCAGCCACGUCUGACUACUUAAACGAGCAUAGCUGUGGUCAAUCAUUGGUCCUACAAUUUCGCUUUCUUGAUUGUCUAUAAACACUUAAAUGCCGUUCAGAUAUCAGUUUUCACUGGUACAAGAGCGGCACCGAGUCGUGAGACUACAGAAUACAAAAUUCUAUGCACUGUUCGUUCGACCGUGUGCAGACCGUGGUUGUUGUGAAAAGAAAAAAAGAUUGUUUCGAACUGUGUAGGAACUAACGAUAGGAUUUGAUCUUCGGGAUCCGUUAAUCGUGACACUGAUACGCUGCUUUCUUCAGAACAGGUGGUAUACAUUUUCAUUAUGAUUAGUGGACAGACACUGCAUCCGAGUUCGCGGUAGUCACAAUGCGUCGAUUGUGGUGAAAAGCUGCACUGAACGCUCACAGAGAAUUAGGACGACGAUAAGCCGCGUUUCACGAAGGAAACAAAAGCUGGCUGCAUGCACGAUGGGUCUCCUAUCCCCAUGCAAAUGGCGUCUCUUCACAGAGCGCUUUAUCGUUAUGACGUAUUAACACAAGCAUUUCGCGAAAGCUUGUCCAUCGGAACGACCUUGCGUCCUGCCCUUACGUAUACAUGUACACAUAAAAUUGGAGUGCCAAACAAAUUAACCCGCGUUGAUCAGACCACAGGUUUAGUAUAUGCGAUAUAGAGCUACCCGAAAACGAGAGGUUUAUAUGUAGUACGUAGGUUAUAAGCAUUACCCUAAACAUAUCGCGGACUUUGUUGCGAAAAGAGGCAGCCACAGCCCGCGUUGCAUGGCUCAGUGUCGUUCGGUACCCUCACAUGCGACCAGUGUUUCACUGUUGCCAACAUCAGCGGUGUAGCGUCACACGCUACACCGUUGCAACAGACCACGGUAUGAAAUAAAAAAAAAAAAAAAAGAAAGAGAGAGAGACGUCUGUCGCAGCUUUGACGGUAUAUACAGAUGUGUUCACGAAUGUGUGCGUCGUUUAUUAAUGUACAGGAAGAAGAGAAGCACAAAAGGCGACAAACGAAAACGCCUCCUCAAAACGAAAUCAGCGUCAUCGUGUUCGCACUAUAUAGCUGUGUAUGUCGCGUCUCCAAACAAAAAGUAUAGUGAAUGUACUCGUGUUCCUAACGUAAUAAGUUCAUAACAGGAACAUAUACGGUCCUGCAGUUCCCCCGUGUUGCGUCGGAAAAGACUUCCUUUAUCUUCGUAUUCUCCCCCUUCGCAGUGUUGCGCAUCAAUAGCAGUGUGUAUACCCUUUAUGGGACAUGUUAUAGCUACCACACGAUACCAGGCGUGAUGUUAUUAUGCCUUUGUAAUCUAGGCUUUCUGUAAAUACAUACACCUCGGUAGCGCGUUUACACUGCUCGUACCACCUCGUGCGACCAAGUGAAGCGUUUUGGUCUUGUGCGUGAUAACCCGUGGUCUCGCAGUCUCUCUCUGAUAGCGUCGUUCUCGGUAUUAACAACAACAAAGUCACCAGCGAAGUGUCGAUGUACAAAAAUGCUGUUUUAUAAAAUUUACAUUAAAGGUUUCGCAAGCCUGC
Molecule: messenger RNA, 9428 nt
Organism: Rhipicephalus sanguineus (brown dog tick)
Lineage: Eukaryota; Metazoa; Arthropoda; Arachnida; Ixodida; Ixodidae
Product: Down syndrome cell adhesion molecule-like protein 1
Exons: 15
Coding region: 238-3039 (933 amino acids)
Biological process (GO): axon guidance; cell-cell adhesion
Cellular component (GO): axon; plasma membrane
Molecular function (GO): protein binding
Source: RefSeq, a predicted model, not a curated record